UGCUUCUUGCCGCAUUUGCCUUCCCCACCUGCGACGGCUGUUGGCUACCUUCCAGCGCCUUCUUCCGCGAUUGCUUCUUUCCACCACCGACCUCCCCCUCUGCGCACACAGACGCCACCUUCAUCUCCACUCACCCCGAAGCAUCCGCUGUUCCCUUUUGCAGAGCCCGAAUCAACUGCACACACACGCACGGCUACUCGCCCAAAGGGAAAAAAAAAAUCUACCAACCUCUGUCUGCUGGCUGCUACACCAAUCCGACCUGAGCCGGCGCAGAGAUAGGAAAAAAGCAUACUCAUUCCGUUGUACAUGAGGGAAGCUCGUCACCCGAGCGUCCGGUGGAGCCAUGAAGAUUAAGAAGCAGGCUACCACGAGACAUGAGUCCACUCUGUCUCCCAUGAUAGCAGAAUUCGUCAAGGCGACAGAGUCAAUACCGCUGUAUCAGCUCCCCGCCCACCUCUCCGCCUUCCCCAAGCUAUGGGCCUUCCCCCGCGGCGAUACAUACCACUGGAUUCCUGUGCUGAAUCGCUUUGACCGCAUAUUGGAAUUGUUCACUCAAGAAUAUGGAUUAGUCGAAGGUCCGCAGUCGCAGCCAUUCGAGCGUCGUCUGCUGCUCAAAGGCGACGCCGAGGAAGGCAGCGCGGCUGAACCCGCCACCAACGAAAUCCUGGACAAGCUACAUGUUUCCGAGGAUGGUGACCGGCAUCUAAUCGAGCAGAUUCUCAACUUCACACGUCUGUUGCUGGAGAAUUGUGGCAAUCGGAGCCUGUACUCAAGUAGCGGACAUUUGGAUAAGCUACUCAAUACCACAUCCAUCUCUCUGUUGAAGACCACUCUCCGCCUGACCCUGCGCCUGUCCCAACGUUAUCACGCCGCUCGCAUGCGUCUUGCUCCUGCAUCCCUGCACCCGACACUACUCGCGAGCCACUACAACAUCAAUCUUGACAAGGUCCAGAAAUUGGCCGGUCCUUUCCCUAAAGGCCCGUCCGCGCCCGUGCCGCUGUUCGCCACGCCCGCAGGCAAAGGAAAAGAUAAGGCCCAAGGCGAACGAUCGGAUCGAUUCAGUGCUGCAGACAUGGUGGGUUUGUUGGCCCUGCCCGAAUCGACUGUGAAGCAGGAGCUUGGUGGCGUUUCUCUGUCAUACUACGAGCCUACCUCGACCACUACAGACGACGAAAAGUCCGCGUCUGCCGAUGGACCCUCAAUGGCAACUCCUAGUACUCCCACACCAGCUCGUCGUACAUCGAAUCUAGGUCCUAACCAAACCCCGCGGCAAACGCAGCCUCCCGCAUCCCUUGACUCUCCUGCAACGCCCACUCUUGCAUCCGGUGACGCCGGAGGAAGUCGUCCCAAUGGACCCAAGUCGUUUGAGCUGUCUGCAGAUGCCUUGAGCAAUUCUGGCAUCUAUGAACUCGUAAAGCGUGGUGUUACCGAGCUUCCUCAGACUGCGCACUACGAUCUUCUCCACAAGCUUCGGACCGCUUAUACAGUCACUGCUGGAAAUGCAGGCCGCCAAGAAGUCAUCUCUAUUCGCUUGCUUGCCAUCGCAAACAUGGCAUACGUUUAUGGCGAAAAGGAUUUUCACACACGCAUGGGCCAGCAAGAUGGUGACGAGCCACGCCGUUUGCAAUGGGCCUAUCAGCUUGCUGAGCUUGUCCAACCCCCAAGUAGUGGUCAAGAACCAAUCUCAACACAGGUGCAAACGUACGCCAUCAAUGCGCUUGAAGCUCUGGCCAAGCAUAAGACUAAAGCAGGCGACAUAUGUACUUCCUUGAGUGUCAACGUCAAUCAUGGUGUUCUGUUCUGGAUUGUUCGACAGAUGGUCACAGGGCUUGGCAAGGAAGACGAGUCUGAAGUGAAUAUCGAAGAGGAUGAAUGGCGUGAAGCCCUGUUCUCGCUUGUCAACACCCUCCCGACUUCACAACAGCGAACUGGAGACGGCAUGGUAUCCGCCGGUCUUCUCGAAAUUCUUGUGGAAGUGCUGACGCUUCGGACGACCAAGGCUGAGCGCAACUAUCCGAAGAUCCUCAAUUUCCUGGACACGUUCGUUCACAAUCUUCGGGAGGCAUUUCAGUCAUUGGUCGAUGCUAAAGGUCUUGACAUUCUCGCUGAUCUGGUACUUCACGAGGUCACCGCAUCACAUCAGAUGUCGGCUGAGGGUUUAGGCAUGCCAGAACAGUACAAAACCCAGCUUACCGAUUACCAAAUCCCGUUCUACAAGCAGCAGACCCUCCGAUGGCUUUUUAGGUUCGUGAACCAUAUGAUGUCGCAUACGGGCGGGGGCAAUUUUGAACGGCAGAUGCGGAAUCUCAUCGAUUCGACUCCCUUGCAGCAAGGACUUGAGAUUGUUCUGUCCAAUGCGAGCACUUUCGGCUCGACUGUGUGGAGCAUGGCAGUUAGUAUGCUCACCACUUUCAUCCAUAAUGAGCCGACGAGCUACUCGGUGAUCAAUGAUGCCGGCCUCAGCACUGCACUGCUGGAGACCGUCUCAGGGGAGAAGAUAUCUAACCCCGUUGCGCCAUCGACAAACGAGAACAAUGCCUCAGCUGCCGAUAGCUCAUCAGCACCGCAGCCGCCCCGUGUCUAUCCAGCCCGCGACCCAGCCCGUCCACUGUCUUCCGGUAUUCUUCCCGUGGCGGAAGCCAUCGCAACGAUUCCGCCCGCAUUCGGAGCCAUCUGUCUUGCGGAGGCAGGAAUGAAAUUAUUCCAAUCGUCGUCAGCGCUCAAACGUUUCUUCGAGAUCUUUGAGAGCCCAAUUCAUAUCAAGGCGCUUGAUCAGGAUCCGGAGAUUGCGAACCUGAUUGGUAGUUCUUUCGAUGAGUUGGUUAGACAUCAUCCUCCGCUAAAGAACGUCGUACUUUCGUCUCUCAGCGAAAUGGUAGCACGUGUUGUGCGUAUAUGCUUCGACAAGGCAGCGAAGGAGGGCGCCGGUGCGAAGCUCUUCUAUGAGAAGGAUGGCAAGAUCUAUGUUUGUGGCGGCCGUCCUGCUCUAGCUGGUCCAGAGGGGUUUGUGCACAAAGAACUGUUCCAUCGUGCCAACGCCGAGGGUGACGUCGAUAUGGAAGACGCCGCAGAAAGCGCUCCUGUUGAACCGGCGACCUUGGAGGAUGUGAUUGAGGUCGAAGACAGUGCCAAAGGUCCCACCACAAGUCAGUACGUCAGCGUUGUGUGUCGGUUCCUUGGCGGCUUCUUCACCAACCACACCAUGUGCUCUGCGUACAUCGAGGCCGAUGGCGUAGAGUCUAUCCUUGAUCUUGCUACUUUGCCUUGCCUUGACCCUCGUUUCAACGAGUCUCGUGCAACCAACGAAGAGUUCGCCCGCGUCGUCCAGGUUCUAGUUGAACAGAAGCCCCAUAUUGCAGUUCCUGCUCUGUUGAAGCGUACUCAGCAGGCACUUGAUCGCUUGGAACCUAUGUUACGCCAUCAAUAUCAUGGCGACGCCGCAUUUUUUGCACCUUUCACGUCUUCCGCAGCCUCUCAGUCAUCAGGUGUACAUGAGCAUGGGACAGAAUAUGUCAAGUCGCUGCUUGUGGUACAUACUCUCAUAAGUGCAUUGACGCAAACCUUCCAGACUCAAAUGUUCAAUUCGCGCUCUACGCACAAUGUCGCCAGCCAGGUGAACCUUGCCGAUGUUUAUGCAAAGAUCGUGGACAGCCUGGGCAGGCUGCAUCGCAGCUGCGUUUGGGAAGAAAUUCUUCUGCAGAAGACCAUGCCGACUGAGUGGGAGAAGGAAACUCGGGUUAAGAGCUCUGGUUUUGGUGCAAUUGAAGCUGACAGUGUCUUUCAUCUUGGGGACAGGCCAUCCGCCUUCUCGUCCGGUCCACCUGAUGCCUCGGAAAAUACAACAGCGACUGGUGAUGCUCCAGCUCCUUCGGCUGGAGAGACAAACAGUGCCCAGUUCAAAAACACUCAGAUUCUACGUUAUCUACUGAGCAAGAUUCCUACUGGCAUCGCACCAUUCUGUCAAUCACUUGGCAGGCUCAUCCUGUUGCGCCGUAACAUUGAUUCCUACCACAAACAGUGCGCCAUCAUUGUUGGUGAUCAGCUGGCCCAAGCAGCCAUCGAUCAACUACGUUUCGAGGCUCCAAAGGCCGCAAAAUUCGCCGAGGAUCGAUAUGCUUAUUGGAUCGUAAUCCUCACCUCUCUAUCGCAGCUGAUGAUUGAUAGCAACAUGGACCGUGCUAGCCCACAUACCCUAACGUUGGUGUUGGUGGCCUUCAAGAACCUAGGUGGCAUGGCAUUUAUGGCUGACAUCCUGAACACUUUUACUCAAUCAGCCAAAGAUGUCAUCCGUGAGCAGGGCGAGGAACCUUCGGAAGCCUCUCAGCGCCUUCUCAAUUUGUCUCUCGGUGGCAUUAAGAUUGUACUGGCCUUCUACGUUCAAAUCAUCAACUCCAAAGCCAUCAACGAAGCUAGUCAGACUUCGACGCUUCAGUCGCGACCCGAUCGAGACCGUGAGCGACCCGAUUACUUCCUUUCCUCUCAAUUCAUUGUUGAGCUACGAUAUGCCGUCACCAAGCCCGUGCGUGACAUAUGGGAUUCGGAUCUCAUCGACAAAGCGACCACUUCUAUAGUCAAGACUUCCAUCAACAUCCUCAAAACUAUAUUGGAUGGCGAGGGUGAGCAAGGAGCAGCCAAAAGCAUCGACAAGAUUCCAAAGCGCAACAAACCAAUCAUUCGACCUUGGACGCCUCGUAGUAACGAACACGUCAACCGUUUGAGAGAUGCAUCGUUCGACGAAAGCUUGGCUGAAGAAGCCCUCUUUAGGUGUUGCGACAAUCUAAAUGCCGCUCGCGAAUACUGCCAGAAUCAAGUUCGAGAUAUUCGUGCGUCUAGAAACCCUAUCCCGCAAUAUGAGAUCAAUGCGCGCGGCCCGCCAUCAAGCUCGGCAAGCCGCGCCGAAGUGAUCGUGCCUGAACACGCGGAUAGCACUAGUGUAUCAAGUGGCGAUGUUUUUGAUCGAGAGAAUUCGGAUAUCCCAGACUCGCGAUCUGUGGUCAUGGCAGACGCCACUCCCGCGGAAGAGAACGAGGAACCGGUAGCGAAUCCACCCGUCUCUGAUGCUCAGUCAGCAACAGAGGUGCAGGCCCCAUCCCAGGAAGGCCUGGCGUAUCAAAAGAGGACAGCUACUGGAAACAUCGCGGCGCCUGUUGCCAUCGAUGAUCUGGACCGACAACGCUCUGCCAUACGCGAGAAUCUAGUGGAUCGGUCCCUCGACAUCUUGAACUCCCAUGACGAUGUCACUUUUGAGCUUGCGGAUCUUAUCUCUGCAGCUGUCGCGAAGGCCACCGAGCCAGUCUCCAUGCGCACCGACAUUGGAUCUACUCUGGUGCAAUCCCUUAUCUCCUUCCAGAUGAACGACGAUUUCCGGGCACACGGAAAGAAGAUCGCUGCAUCUGCUCACCUUCUCGCGCUAGUAAUACAAGAUAAGGAGUUCUACCAGGCAGUAGUCGAGGAGCUCAAAGAGAAUUUCGGCACGCUUCUUGGCUUCAUUAAGAUUUUUCCUGAUCAGCCAGCCGAAGAGUCUUCUCCAUGGAUUGGACAAGUACUAGUUAUCGUGGAGCGGUUGCUUUCAGAAGAUCAACUCCCUCGGCAAAUUCAAUGGACUCCACCGACGAGCGAUUCGCAUGAGGACACAUCAGUUGAAGAUAUUCCCGAGCCCACUGUUCCUUUGAACGAGAAGAAUCUGCUUUUCGAUGCCCUGGUGGAUAUUCUACCACGCAUUGGCAAAGAGGAAUCAAUGGCGCUGUCGGUCAUGCGGGUUUUUGUCAUGCUGACACGCACUCGCAAGAUUGCGUUGCGCCUCGCAGAGAAACGCAAUAUCCAGCGGCUUUUCCUCAUGGUCAAACAACUUGCUGGCAUCACCAACGAUAGUCUGCGGAGUGCUUUCAUGAUCGUCCUACGCCACAUCGUCGAGGAUGAAGGGAUGAUUCGGCAAAUCAUGCGCAGCGAAAUCCAAAGCAUGUUCGAGUCGCGUGAUCGCAGGCAAACUGAUACCACAGGCUAUACUCGACAAAUGUACUACCUAGCUAUCCGCGCACCGGAAAUUUUUGUUGAAGUCACGAACGAGAUACUCCAGCUCUCACGCUUUGACCCGAAUCAACGCCCGCAGACGCUGGCAUUGAAGAAGGAGGAUGCGCCUGCUACAGAAGCCAAUGCGGCGUCGUCUACGGAGGUUCCCGAGAGUGAUCGACCAAAAGAGACAAGCGAGCCCAUGAAACAACCUGUCCUGGAGCGAACAAAGACUUCUGAUCUGAAGGUACCUGUCGUGGAGAGCUCUGACGGUGUCAUACACUAUCUGCUAUGUGAGCUACUCGCUUACAAAGAGAUUGAUGACAAACCGGAGCCGCCCAAAUCCUCGGAAAAGACUGAUGAGCAGCAAAUCGACCAGCCCACAUCUGGGGAUGAGGCUUCCGCAGCAUCUAGUACAGCUACACUUUCCGAGCCUCCCAAGUCAGAAAAGACGGAGUUCAAGGCCGAUGCAAAUCCAAUCUACAUCUAUCGGUGCUUCAUACUCAAGUGUCUUGCGGAACUUCUUCAGAGCUACAACCGUACUAAGAUUGAAUUCAUCAACUUCUCUCGUAGAGCAGACCCGCACGUCACAACCCCAUCGAAGCCUCGAUCCGGUGUACUCAAUUACCUUCUCAACUCUCUCGUGCCAGUUGGCAGUCUCAACCAUGAGGGUGAUCUGGCUUUCAAGAAAAAGCUUGCAACCUCGGGAUGCGCAAUCGAUGUUGUAGUAUCUCUUUGUGCAAAAACUGGAGAGCAAGGAUCAUCCAAGCAAGCUCAAUCCUUCCCGUAUGCAGAGACUGAGACAGAUCUGUUGUUUGUUCGAAAAUUUGUCCUCGAGCAUGCACUGAAGACUUUCAAAGAUGCCAGUGCUUCUGAUGAAGGCCUCGAUAUGAAAUACUCCCGUCUUUUAGGUCUUGCAGAUAUAUUCUCUCGGAUGGUGUCUCAACGUCCAUCCGGAGAAAUGUUGACCCAGAAUUCAGAUCUUACGCCCACGCUUAAACAAAUGGCGAAGAUCAUGUACGAGAAGAAUUUCAUCAGCAUAUUGACAACAGCCAUUGCGGACGUUGACCUCAAUUUCCCCAACGCCAAGAGGGUAGUCAAGUAUAUCCUCAAACCCCUGAAAUGGUUAUGUUAUGUGGCCAUGGACCUUAGCACUCGCUAUGAUACUUCAUCCACACCAGACUCCACCGAUGAAUGGGAAAUCUCUUCCGCCUCCGACGACGAUCUUCUGGAGACUACCCGCGAAGAAACGCCGGAUCUGUUCCGCAACUCGACGUUGGGCAUGUUCGAGCAUGGCAACGAAUCCGAAUCUGAAGGCUCUGAUGAAGAGGGCGAUGAGGAAAUGGAGAUGUAUGAUGAAGCAUAUGCCGAUGAUAUGGAGUUCGACGAGGAGAUCGGUGAUAACGACGAGGUCAUUUCUGAAGAUGAAGAGAUGGAAAUGGAACUCGGCGAAAUGGGCCCUAUCGAAGGUUUACCUGGUGACGUCGACGUCGAAAUAGAAUUGGAUGACGAAAUCGGCGAUGUAGGCACCGACGACGAUUCUAUAGACGAGGACGACGAAGACGAGGAUGAGGAUGAUGAGGACGAUGAAGAUGAUGAUGAUGACGACGACGACCUUGAUGAAGAUGAAGAGAUGGAUGCCCUGGAUGCUUUGGAAGAAAUCACUGGAGAUGACGAGAAUGCCAGUCUAGCAGACGACCGGGAAGACAUCUGGGACGAGGAGGAUGUGUAUUUCCCCACUGCUGGCGGCGGUGAUGGUGGCAUGACUCCAGGUGACCUGUUUGUAAUCGAUCAACCCCCCCAGCAACUGCUUAGCCAGCUUCAGCGGGACUUCAACGACGAUAUCAUGCAAGAGGAAGAAGACGAUGAGGAGGAAGAUGAGGAAGAGGAGUUCGAGGAUGACGAGGGCAUUGUCUAUGAUCCUGGCGUAGAGGAUGAAGACGCGGACAUGGACAUGGGCUGGGGUUGGGACGAAGGCAUGCCUCCUGGCGGUCGCCAUCCACACCGACUGAGCCCCUGGAUGUUCCCAGGAGGCCCAGACAAUCGCAUCUUGGUUCCCGCGUACCGUGCGCAUCGACCUGGAGCUGGCCCUCGCAUGACCGACGAUGGUAUGAAUCCCCUUCUACAACGUUCCGGACGAUCAGGAGGCCGCGGCGAGCAUAUCCCUUCUAUUCACGGUAUGAGCGACUGGGUCCACGCAAUCGAAGCCCGCGGACCACGACUAUUCUCUGAGAAUAGCCCCGUGUCUUUCAUCAGCAAUCUUCUCAAUGCUAUGAGUCAGGGCACCUUGUCUCAACACAACGGUGCUCUGCACUUGUCAUUCAACAACAUGCCCCUAGGCUUGCCGCCACCAAUAGAUCAUUUCGGCCGCAACGCUCGUAUGCGAGACAAUCCUCUUGCCCGCUCCUCUCGAGAAGAUCCCCAGUCAGCUGUAUCUUUCAUGAAAGCCUACACCAACCAGCGUUGGCAAGAAGAGGCUCGCAUACUAUAUGGUAAUGGUGCGAUUGAGAAGAGUCAACGUGUCAUCAACUCCAUUCUCAAAGUCAUGGUUCCGCCAGCGUUGGAAGUAGCCAAAAGGAGACAAGCGGAGAAGGAGGCAGAGGCAGAGGCAGCGCGUAAGCUGAAAGAAGAGAAGGAGAAGAAGGAGCGUGAAGAGCGCGAGGCAAAAGAACAGAAGGAACGCGAGGAACGCGAACGGCAAGAGCGGGAAGCGGCUGAAGCGGCUGCUCAGGCUGCAAGCCAGGCACAAUCUACCAGUGAAGCUGCGGCUGAAACAGGUACCAAUGCGGCCUCUGCGGAAGUGCAAGCAAUGGAAGGGGUUCAGCCAUCAGAAUCUUCAACCAGCGAUCAGGCUGCAACGACAGCGCCAGAGGAACCGAGGCCGCGUCUCACAACCACGCUUCGCGGUCAAGAAUACGACAUUACUGAUCUAGGUAUCGACUUGGAGUAUCUCGAGGCUUUACCAGAAGAAUUACGAGAAGAAGUCUUGAUGCAACAGAUUGCAGAGCGACGUGCAGAACGUUCGGCAGCACAAAAUACAAGUUCCACGGACAACGCACCCGAUGCGGCCGACGAUAAUGGCAUCAAUGAGGAGUUUUUAGCCGCUUUGCCGCCGGAGAUCCGUCAAGAGCUGCUUCAGAAUGAAGCUCAAAAUCGUAGACGUCGCGAGCGCGAAGAAGCUCGACGCCGAGCGCAAGCUGCCAAUAAUGAGCCCGCCCAGCCUGACGAUAUUGACACUGCGAGCUUCCUAGCUUCGCUCGAUCCUGCACUGAGACAAGCAGUUCUCAUGGAUCAAGACGAAGAAGUAUUGCGCCAGCUACCACCUGAGAUAUCUGCAGAAGCUCGAGCUUUGGGAGGAGAUCGACGUCUUAAUCAGUUCGACUAUCUGCCUUCUGGUUACACUCACCGCAGUAGAGGCCGCGCCCCACAGGAUGACCCCACUCAGAAGAAGAAGGCUCGUCCUUGCGUACAGAUGCUCGAUAAGGCCGGAGUGGCGACCUUGCUACGUCUAAUGUUCAUUCCUCAGCAAGGCAGCGCCAAAGGUAGUCUUACGCAGAUUCUCCGAUAUGUUUGCGAGAACCGACAAAAUCGAGCCGAGGUUAUCAGCAUUCUUCUCUCCAUUCUACAGGAUGGCAGCGCAGAUGUCAAUGCUGUGGAACGUAGCUUCGCCCAAUUAUCGCUCCGAGCGAAGCAAGUACAACCAACUUCCGACAAGACUCCUAAGAUGUCGCGUAAGAAUGGAGCACUUUCCAUCAAUGCCGAUGUUUCACCUCUCAUGGUCGUUCAGCAGUGUCUUAAUACGCUCACUCAGUUGACCGAGAAGAACCCCGCAGUAUGGUCCUUUUUCCUUUCUGAGCACGAGACUGGCGUCGGUUUCAAAGGUCGGAACAAUCGCAAGGGCAAAGCGAAAGAGACAAAGGCAACCAAAUUCCCUAUCAAUGCUCUGCUGAGCCUUUUGGAUCGCAAGUUGAUCAUCGAGAGCUCAUCCAUUAUGGAGCAGCUCACUAUGCUUCUGAAGGUCAUCACUGCCCCUUUGCCAGUGAUUAAGAAGAACGAGGAAAAGGCGGAAGCGGAAGCUAAAAAGCAGGAGAGCAAGGAUGCGGAAGAAGCAGCAUCUGGCGAGGCAGCUUCAACUGAGCAGUCGGCGCCAAGUGGCGACACAGAAAUGGCGAACGCACCUUCGGCUGAAGCUCCUCAAUCUGCGCCUGUUGAAAAUGCCGCGGCUGUCGUGGGCGAGGGGAGCGCCAGCAAGCCAGACGCUCCUAAGUCCGAAGAAGAGAAGAAGAAGCACCGCACCACUACACCUCCGGAUAUCCCAGAGUCCAAUCUUCGACUCGUCGCCAAGAUUCUUGCCGCUCGUGAAUGCAAUAGUAAGGUAUUCCAAGGAACAUUGGACGUUAUCGGCAACCUAUCCCCCAUCCCAGGUUCAAAGGAGAUCUUCGGGAAAGAGUUACUUGGGAUUGCUCAAGAUCUAGCCCGAUCAACUCUGAAAGAUCUGGCUGAACUCACGACACAAGUGUCCAACGCUGCCUCGGUCACAGAUGUCCAAGGCAUUGCACUUGCCAAGUUCUCGCCUCCUAGUUCCGACCAAGCGAAGCUGUUGAGGGCGCUCACCGCGCUGGACUAUCUAUUCGAUCCCAACCGUGACAAGAAGGAGCAGGACAGCUCCACCACCACUGAAGGACUGGGAGCAGCACAAAAGGAUGACAUUCUUCUCACGUUGUAUGAAGACUCGGCGUUCGCCCCACUGUGGAACAAGCUCGGCGAGUGUUUGACAGUCAUUCGCCAGCGAGGCAAUAUGCUCAAUAUUGCAACCACUUUGCUUCCUCUUAUCGAAACUUUGAUGGUUGUGUGCAAGAAUACCACACUCAAAGAUACGCCACUAUCUAAGAUGCUCCCGAAGGAAUUCGCACUUUCCAGCCCGCCGCCUGAGAGCAAGAUGGAGAACCUCUUCUUCAACUUCACUGAAGAGCAUCGCAAGAUCCUCAACGACCUUGUCCGCCAGAACCCCAAGCUUAUGAGCGGCACCUUCUCGUUGCUGGUGAAGAAUUCCAAGGUUCUCGAAUUCGAUAACAAACGCAAUUACUUCAAUCGCAAGAUUCAUGCGCGCAAUGUGGAGCGACAAACACACCAGCCUCUGCAGCUUGCAGUCCGCCGUGACCAAGUCUUCCUGGAUUCGUUCAAGUCGUUGUACUUCAAGACUGCCGAUGAAAUGAAGUAUGGCAAGCUUAGCAUUCGCUUCCAUGGUGAGGAAGGUGUUGAUGCCGGAGGUGUUACGCGAGAAUGGUUCCAGGUCAUUGCACGGCAAAUGUUCAACCCUGACUAUGCUCUCUUCAUCCCAGUAGCUUCGGAUCGCACUACCUUCCAUCCUAAUCGUCUCAGUGGCGUCAACCCCGAGCAUCUAAUGUUCUUCAAGUUCAUUGGGCGUAUUAUUGGCAAGGCGCUCUACGAAGGUCGUGUUCUUGACUGCCAUUUCAGUCGCGCGGUUUACAAGCGCAUUCUCAGCCGGCCGGUCAACCUCAAAGACAUGGAGACCUUGGAUCUCGAAUACUACAAAUCACUUCUCUGGAUGCUUGAAAAUGACAUUACCGACAUCAUUACAGAGACUUUCUCGAGCGAUGUGGAAGUCUUUGGAGAAACAGAAGUCGUCGACCUAAUCGAGAACGGCCGCAACAUUCCCGUCACAGAAGACAAUAAGCACGAGUAUGUUCGCCUAGUGACUGAGCACCGCCUCACUGGCGCAGUACAAGAGCAACUCGAACACUUCCUCAAAGGGUUCCAUGAUAUCAUCCCAGCGGAAUUGAUCUCAAUCUUCAGCGAACAGGAGCUGGAGCUCCUUAUCUCUGGUCUGCCGGAUAUCAACAUCGAAGACUGGAAGGCGAACACUGAAUAUCACAAUUACACGCAGAACUCGCCUCAAAUCCAUUGGUUCUGGCGUGCAGUUCGCAGUUUCGAUAAAGAAGAACAGGCCAAGUUGCUACAGUUCGUGACUGGCACGAGCAAGGUGCCCCUGAACGGUUUCAAAGAGCUGGAAGGCAUGAAUGGCUUCAGUAAAUUCAACAUUCACCGGGAUUACGGUAGUAAGGAGCGUCUGCCUAGCAGUCAUACUUGCUUCAAUCAACUCGAUCUUCCAGAAUAUGAGGAUUACGAAGCACUCAAGAAAGCGCUGUACACCGCAAUGACGGCUGGAGGCGAGUAUUUUGGCUUUGCAUAG
Messenger RNA from Periconia digitata, 12223 nucleotides. Lineage: Eukaryota; Fungi; Ascomycota; Dothideomycetes; Pleosporales; Periconiaceae. The record is from the annotation of a GenBank genome assembly.